This is a messenger RNA of Osmerus eperlanus (European smelt), 2957 nucleotides long. It is a transcript of the gene rdh10a, whose product is annotated as retinol dehydrogenase 10a. Gene Ontology annotation, molecular function: oxidoreductase activity, acting on the CH-OH group of donors, NAD or NADP as acceptor. The record is from RefSeq and is a predicted model, not a curated record. The transcript is spliced from 6 exons. NCBI's taxonomy places the organism in Eukaryota, Metazoa, Chordata, Actinopteri, Osmeriformes, Osmeridae. Bases 415 to 1437 code for a protein of 340 amino acids. Gene Ontology annotation, cellular component: lipid droplet.
UGUUGAGCUGAGAUCAGUGAGGACUGACCGUUGCAGUAAGAGAAGGGAGCAGCACUGGCAGCUAUUCGCAACUCACUGAAUCCCUGAACUUCUGAUUCCGGACAUCAACCGAAUUUUUUUUGAGCAAAGUUACUUAAGCUUUUUUGAGAUUGGCAUUGAUUGAUUCUGUAGCCUACUCAAGCGACAUUCUGAAGUCACUGUCUUUUCUUUAUCAAGACACAGAAAGCAUUUUCAGAUCGUUUGUGGUAGUUUUUCACUGAUAAUUUAGACAGUUUGUCUAAAACCACAAAACUGCCAGUUCGCUUCUGGUUGAGUUUAUUCUACCUCUUAUGGUAACAGUAUAAACCGCAGUAGAAACGUUCUCUAGUUCCAAUAUUUCCAUUGACUUGUUUUUAGUCGGAAAUUGCAUUUAAGAUGAUGAUCAUUAUCGCUGAAUUCUUCGUGGUCAUAUUGAAGGUGCUCUGGGCUUUUCUAGCGGCUGGGGCGAAAUGGGUCGUGCGUCCAAAGGAAAAGAGUGUCACAGGACAGGUGUGCGUGAUCACCGGGGCUGGAAGUGGCCUCGGGCGGCUCUUCGCUAAGGAGUUUGCUCGUAGACGGGCAGUUCUGGUGCUAUGGGACAUUAACAGCGAAAGCAACGAAGAGACUGCAGAGAUGGUGCGGCAGAUUUACCGUGAGCUGGACAGCCCGAUGUCCAAAGAUGGAACUGUCGGAGGGGUAGAAGAGGUGCCCCCUCUCCAGCCCCAGGUCUACACAUAUGUGUGUGACGUGGGAAAACGCGAGAAUGUGUACUCCACCGCAUUGAAGGUGCGCCAAGAGGUAGGAGACGUGGACAUUCUGAUCAACAACGCCGGCACUGUCUCUGGUCAUCACCUCCUGGAGUGUCCGGAUGAGCUCAUAGAACGCACUAUGGUUGUAAACUGCCAUGCACACUUCUGGACCACCAAGGCUUUUCUUCCCAAGAUGCUGGAGCGAAAUCAUGGCCACAUUGUGACGGUUGCCAGCUCUCUGGGCUUAUUCAGCACAGCUGGAGUGGAGGACUACUGCGCCAGUAAGUUUGGUGCCAUCGGGUUCCACGAGUCUCUGAGCCAUGAGAUCAAGGCGUCUGACAAAGAGGGCAUCAACAUGACCCUGGUGUGCCCAUACCUGGUCGACACGGGCAUGUUCAAAGGCUGCAGGAUAAGAAAGGAGAUUGAGCCCUUCCUUCCCCCCCUGAGGCCUGAGUUCUGUGUGAAACAGUGCAUGAGGGCCAUCCUGACCGACCAGCCCAUGAUCUGCACGCCUCGCAUCGUUUACAUGGUCAACUUCAUGAAAAGCAUCCUGCCUUUCGAGGCCAUCGUGUGCAUGUACCGGUUCCUUGGGGCCGACAAGUGCAUGUAUCCCUUCCUGGCCCAGAGGAAGGAGGCCAUGAACAACAACGAGGCCAAGAAUGGGAUCUAGGGGGCGCUGUUUCCACCAUACGCAGGGGCAUAUAGCCUAAGAGUACAAGGAUACGACCACUGGGGAUGCAUUAGGAAGGAAGAAGAGAAUGGAAAAAAAGACUGAAUCUAGACUGGUGCACUUGCAUUGAGCGGAUGCAAAGGUUUACCAUAUUGUUCCUCUGGAACAAGGAAAGCUGUGUAGUACACAAAGGAUGUAAUUGUAUUUGUGUUUUUUUUUUUUUUUUUUUUUUUUAAGGAUUGUUUAGAGAUACCAAUCAUCAAUAUACUGUGUCAAUAGUUUUGAAAUCAUAUGAAAAAGGUAUUCAGUAAUUAACUAUUUACGUAAUGUAGUCACCAGCCUUAUCUAGUGUCUUUGUGGAAAUAUACAGUAUGUUACUGUACAAACAGUAAAAUCUUGUCACUUUUUAUUUGAAUUUUUUUGUAGACAUGCACUGUAAUUACUGACUUUCUCUACACUGCCAACUCUGUGUAGAUACGGUUUAACUUGGCAUUUCACUACCCAGAAUCCCCUGAGGCACAGUCCAACCAAUCAGAAUGGUCUAAAUUGUUAUCUACGUUUGCUGAUGUGUCUACUGAAAGGUCAUUGAGUUCACUGUCAACUGAAGAGAUUCCAUCCAUUUAUAAUCCGUUUCCAUGUACACCAUUUGUUUACAACAUUGUUUUCUUUUUAAAUGCCUUAUGUUAACAUGAUUUCUUUGGUUAGCAUAAAAUUGAUCUCUUCUUGUUUAGACACACGUGAACACACUUUCCAGCUCAAACUAACAGCUACCUUUUGGCUUAUCCAGUUGGGUGGCUCUUUCCAGACAUGCAAUUCUGUCAUGUGGAAGUACUCAUGUAACUGUUCAGAAGACCCAUCCCCCAACUCUAAACCUUAAUUAAGUUGCCCUAAUCUAAUUGAAGCGAUGAACUACAUUGUGCUACUCUGCUGUCUAGAGGGCAUGUAUUGAUAAUCAGCUGAAGAGAGCGCUGAAAGAUCUUGUCAUUGAUGUGCAAAUUCUGACCAGCGAUUGAUUGGUUUGGGGGAAAAAAUAAAGUAAAAAAGAAUAUUGGCAAAAUCUUAUCGUUUAAAUCAUUAUUUCAUUUCUAAGACAACUAAAACCCAGUGUUUGGGACCUGACAUCCAACAGCCAGAGAUGUCUUUGAGGGAACUGUAAACAUAUAAAACAGUAGUGAUGCUCUUAUUUAGUGUAGUCUGUUGUCCAUCUUGUUAAGUGUGAGAUGUAAACGUUUUAACUGUUGUACUCCCACUAAGGACAUUGCUGUCUCCACUGUAAUUGAUGUUUGGAUAUUUUAUAAAAGUUUUUGAAUUUCAACUACAUUCCAACAGGUCUCAUUUCUCCAGUCACAGCGAUGAGCCUAAAUUCUCUACCUCUCUUUUUUUUUUUUGCCAUUCGUUGACAGUAUAACAUACGCCUCUUUUUGUAAUAUUUCUGAAGACUGCUCUUUAGUCGAGCAAAUGUGGUUCUGAUGUUUAGUGUCUUUACCUAACUUAAAUUAAUAAAGUGAUUUAGAUUAUUA